UCCACAUUUCCUCGUCGGGCGGCGAACCUGCCAGCCAGGGGGGCAGGUUGACUUCCCCCACCGCCAUCAGUCCCAAAGUGAACAUUGGCCCGCCAAAACCUAAGCCGAAGCCCACGGUCAGCAUGGUGCCAGCGUCUCCAUCCCACGUUCCUGCACCGCAACCACCACCUCUCCCAGCAGCACCGAGGGCAGGCACCUACCCUCUCCUCGGCUCGUCCAGACGCUCUCACGACGAAGUCUGCAAAGCACUCGAGCAGGCCACCUUUUUCUGUUACCCGCAAUCCUUCCCUGAGUGGGAUGGUCCAUCGCCCUGGUUCUUGGGCGGGACCAACAACGGCCAGGAAGCAACACGUGGGCAAUGGAGAAUGCUGGACGUUGGCUGACGAAGCCAUCAAGUACACCAAUCGGGAAGCUAGACUGACGCCUCAGAACCUGCAAACGAUCGGUCGUACGCACGGGCACCUUAUCUUUGCCUGCCGAGCCGACGAGGUCCACGGUCAGAUCGGAAGAUGGCGUGGUGGCGAUCGGAUACGCAAUCACUGGGGCGGCAUUCGACGGGGCGACAUCAUCGAGUAUCGGGCCGCCAAGCUCGGUAUUUCUGGUCAGCCAGGCGCCACGAUGCGCAUGGGCAACCCUCCCUCACAACCUGAUCACACGGGCGUCGUUGUGUCUAACGCUCCUGUGCCAGAGCGCUUGGGCACGCGCCAGAAGGCAUCGAACCAGCCAUCGCUAGCACCGGGCGAUGAAGAUGAUCUCUACAAAGUUCUGGGCGUGUCGAGGACCGCCACGCAGGCCGAUAUUCGCGCAGCGUACCUCCAUGGAGCGAGGUCCUACCAUCCGGACAAAGCCUCAGGUCACGACGCUCGGAUUCGGCUGCUUAACCAGGCCAAUGCAACCUUGAGCAACGCGACGUCGAGACGCGAAUACGAUGAGUCACUCCGGCACGGUCGCGCUGCUUCCUAUCUUGCUUCGGCCAACAAGCAGAGGAUCUCGGCAACGCUCGACCUAGAAGCCUUCGAUGCCCUCGAAGGGGACCAAGAUGGGGAUGAAUACUCUUUCUCUUAUCCAUGCCGCUGCGGCUCGCACUUCAUCUUGACACAAGCUGAAGUCGCAAUGGGCGCAGAGGAGAUUGCCGUGCCGUGUUCUGGUUGCAGCGAGCGCGUGCUGGUUCAAGGUCUCCCCCCAGCACCUUCUUCUACUGGGCAAGAAGAGCAGGCCGAAGAGGACGCUGAGGACUACCAGCCGGAAUUGGCCCCCUGGGAGCUGGGGACUAUCACGACGGUGGAUCAGGCCGCGAGCAUGCUCCCCAAAAAGACCACACUUGACUUGGGACCAAAAUCUUUUACGUCGGGCGAGAUCUGGGUCUACAGGCCAGUGCCGGAGAGGGAGCUUCUUGGCGGGCAAAUUACGUGCGAUUGGCCGCCAACGCUGCCUGGCUGGGAGCAACUGGCCUAAUGUCCCCUUCUGUCCUCAACUUAAUCUUGUACUGUACUGUACUGCGCGUCUGAGAUCAAGAAAAGGGCAGCCAUAGUGAUGAGGAGGGCUUGAUUAGCAAUUAAGUAGUGAAAUUAAGUGAGAGCAAAGAGCAAAGAGCAAAGAGCAAAGAGCAAAGAGCAAAGAGCA
This is a messenger RNA of Acaromyces ingoldii, 1623 nucleotides long. Its product is annotated as DnaJ-domain-containing protein. NCBI's taxonomy places the organism in Eukaryota, Fungi, Basidiomycota, Exobasidiomycetes, Exobasidiales, Cryptobasidiaceae. Gene Ontology annotation, biological process: protein refolding. The coding region runs from base 298 to 1455 and encodes 385 amino acids. The transcript has 3 exons. Gene Ontology annotation, cellular component: cytoplasm. The record is from RefSeq and is a predicted model, not a curated record.